Molecule: messenger RNA, 922 nt
Organism: Selaginella moellendorffii
Lineage: Eukaryota; Viridiplantae; Streptophyta; Lycopodiopsida; Selaginellales; Selaginellaceae
Product: protein THYLAKOID ASSEMBLY 8-like, chloroplastic
Exons: 3
Coding region: 95-826 (243 amino acids)
Biological process (GO): Group II intron splicing; chloroplast organization
Molecular function (GO): protein binding; RNA binding
Source: RefSeq, a predicted model, not a curated record
CUCCUUUUCUAGAACCAAGAAGAAAACGCAUUUUGUCUGCUCCAGGUCCUUUUUCCCCCCUCUCACACCAGAGUUUCUACUAGGGUUCCACGGGAUGCUGCUCAAGAUCAUUGCUGGGAGCAAAACGCAGGUAUCUGGGUAUGCUACAUUUUCACAGAGAUCGCUGCUACGAGCCCCUCUGUGGAGAGGGAAGAAAGAUCUCGGCUCUGAGGCGUUGCAAGCCGCGGCAGCUUUGAAACUGGCCAAGCGAGAUUCAAAAGCGCUCCAAGAGGUGCUCGCUUCCAAAGUCGGCCGGCUUGUCAAGUUGGAUCUAUUGGCGCUGCUACAUGCGCUCCAGCGACACGACGAAGUGGAUCUAGCUUUCCAAGUUUUUGAGCGAGCACGCAAGGAAGUCUGGUACAAACCCAGCGUUCCACUCUACCGAGACAUGCUCAAGUCUCUCGCGAGGAACGGGAGGGUCGAAGGCGUCUACUCGCUCUUCGAAACGAUCAAGCAAGAGAAAGCCGAGCCUCACAUUGCCAUGUUCACGGAAGUGAUCGACAUCUUCGUUGGGUCGGGGCGUUUCCGAGAUGCGCUCAAGGUGUUCGAGAUGAUGAAGGAAUCGGAGGCUCCCCCCAACGUUCGCACCUACAGGACCAUUAUCAAUUGCCUCAACAAGCAGGAUCAGUUCGAGCUGUCGGCGAAAAUCGAGAGGGAGCUCAAGGUAUACGUGGAGAAGACUUUUGGCCGCGACGGUGUACCCCCGUGCUCGCAACCUGUGCCUCGGUGUAACCGGGUAAGGCCCUCGUAUGUCACAACCUUUGUUAGAGGUGAGUAUCUGUAUUGAUAGUUCAAAGUUAACCAUUAUAUAUUUAUUUGUAUGGUUAACAGCAUCUAGUCAUGAUUUUUAAAUAAUUGUCUCAAAUAAAUAUAUUAUUAUUUA